This is a messenger RNA of Linepithema humile (Argentine ant), 1187 nucleotides long. RefSeq lists its product as uncharacterized. Lineage: Eukaryota; Metazoa; Arthropoda; Insecta; Hymenoptera; Formicidae. The record is from RefSeq and is a predicted model, not a curated record.
CAUUUCUUUGCGACACGUGGACGAAAUGACACGGUGUCACUCUUAGCUCUCUCUUCUCAUAGUCAAGUUCAGUUAAUCGACAUGUAUAAUUAUCAACGCAUAGAGACGCAAAUUCAUAAUUAUUGCUGGCAACGAAAAUGGACUUUCCUGAUUGCGUUGGUUUGUAUCAUUUUCAUCAUAUUUCUCAUAUGGCAUUCAACUGAUAAGACAGUGAAAUAUGACACAUACCUGGACGAUGUACCUGAAAAUCUUUAUCAAGAAGUGAUGAACAAAUGGUACAACUUCUCGGGCGGUGAGAAAUGGUAUAACAAGAAAAAUAUAUUCGCAUUGAGCCCGGAGGCCUUUCAAAAUCUAUUGACGGACGUUCGACAGAAUUGGAUAAUAUGGAAUCAUAAUGAGAACGAGUCGUAUGAUCUUCAAGAACCAAAUGUCGAAGAUCCAUCGAUGGGGCAAUCGACGGUGAUACGUGAAAUUCUCAAUGAGAUGAAAAAUGGAUUUUUCAUAGAGUGCGGUGCGUAUGACGGGGAAACGCGUAGCAAUACGUUGUUUUUGGAGCGAUUUAACGGAUGGUCGGGUCUGUUGAUAGAAGCUGAUCCUAUCAAUUUUACAAAAAUGUUGCAAAAAAAUAGAAGGGCCUACCUAUCGCCGACAUGUCUUAGCGUCAUCAACAGCCCUAGCGUGGAGUUCUUUCUUAUGGCGAAAAACGUGGGACGUUUACACGAGCCUGAAAAUACGACGCAGGAUGCGCCUACAAAUUCGCCCGACGUGGCUUACACGGGCAAGCAUAUUCGCGUGCAGUGCUUCCCAUUGUCAGUUUACAUCGCCGCGUUGGGAGUCAAGACGGUCGAUUAUUUCAGUCUCGACGUCGAAGGUAACGAGAUCGACGUACUAGAGACAAUUCCGUUCAACGAGGUGGACAUAAAGGUUCUCUCCGUGGAAUAUAUACACAAUGCGAAAAAAGAUAUAAAGGAUAUAAAGCAGUAUAUGAUCGAUAUGAUGAAACAACGGGGAUACUAUGUUUACAAGUUCGUUGAGCGAUCGGAUAACUUGGCGAAUGAUAUUAUUUUUGUGAAGCGCGACGUAUGACGAACAAGCGCAAAUAGAAAAAAAUGAGAUGCAGCUGAUGUUAAAAUGCGAAAAUUCCAUAAAAGUUCUAUAUGAGCAUUUUUAUGGCAAUUGCACAGAAG